Molecule: messenger RNA, 3013 nt
Organism: Ooceraea biroi (clonal raider ant)
Lineage: Eukaryota; Metazoa; Arthropoda; Insecta; Hymenoptera; Formicidae
Biological process (GO): detection of chemical stimulus involved in sensory perception of smell; sensory perception of smell
Cellular component (GO): plasma membrane
Molecular function (GO): olfactory receptor activity; odorant binding
Source: RefSeq, a predicted model, not a curated record
AUAAUUCCAGACUUUAGAUGUAUGUACCUAUAUAAAAUCGAUAAGCCGCUGCUCCGCUCAACCCACGAUGUGAACAUCACGACUGAACACAACGGACUGAAACGCCGAGGACUAUAGAGCGUUAGAAAAGGGAACUGCGCUUGCGCGUACUUCCGUCUCCGGUAUCAUUUGUCGAAUAUUUUUCCGUGGGAAGGAAACACACGUUAAAAUUGUUCUUCUUUUUAUUUGCGAUACAUUUCUUACUUAUUGAGCACUUUUCUCGUGCAGAGAAAUUGUCAUCAAACAGCUGUUACAAUUGCAUUGUAGUAUUAUGCACCAUUUUGCGCUACAUUUAUGCCAGGUUAAACAAAUUAAAUAAUUUACCUGGAAAUUACAUACACGAGGCAAGAGGAAAAUUGUAAAAUACCUGUGGUGUCUCCACCAUUCUCUAUCUCAGUGGAGGAAUCGCUGGGUAUUUUUAUUUCGCAGUCAAAUGUGAAGCUUCACUGACUGUCAAUGAUGGUCUGUAUUAGGAAGCGGUUCUUCAACCUCAAUCGGUUACUUCUACACGCUUUCGGCUUGUGGCCGGACGAGCAAACGAUAUUCGCCCGUUUUCGGGCAACAAUGCUUUGCAGUCUUUUGAUAAGUAGCAUUGUAUUUCAGCUUUCAAGACUUUUCAUUCUAGAAUAUAGCUUUGAUCUUAUUGUGAGAAUAGUCUCUUCCACGACAUUCUUUGCCAUGUUUACGGUUGCACCCUUUUCAUUAGAGAUUAACAUGAAAACUAUAAAACAUCUAUUCAACCAAAAGCAAUACAUCUACGAUCAGCUAAAGGAUAGAAACGAAAUUGCUAUCUAUGACAAAUAUGGAUACAGUGGAAAACAUUUUACGACUAUUAUAAUAAUACUUCUUGUAUGCGCCCUAUGUGGUGAUUUUGUCAUAGUAUAUUGGCCGUACGUUCUUGAUAUCGUUGUACCGAAAAAUGAGUCUCAUACAAGUCCUAUGAUCCAAUUUUUGUCCGAGUACUUUCAUGUCUCAGAGAAAUAUCAGUUUUUAGUUCUUGUGCAUUUUAACACAGCGAUGACUGCAGGGUCCAUUGUAUUCGUAGGAACGACAACAAUGUUAUUUUCGUAUUUCCUGCAUAUCUGCGGUAUGUUUGAAAUUGCCAGAAGGAAUGUUGUUUACAGCUAUCGUAUUGAACAAGCAAUGGCGAUCGAAUUGUUACAUAAUUGUCAUAUAAAAAAUAGAAUUAUGAUAUACAGAAAGAUGAUAUGUGCCAUAGAUAUGCAACGCCAAGCUAUGGAAAGUGUUAAAUACAUCGUAACUGUUAUUGACGAAACAGCUUUUGUUUUGGCAAUAACUACUGUAGUUUGCAUGAGUUGCUACCUUUUUCGAGUAUUUAGAAUUGAAUCACCAAUGGAGAGGUUGGAAGAGGUUUUAGUAUACCUUUUGGAUGUAUCUGCACUUCUGACGAUAAUGUUUUUAGGCAGUUAUGUUGGGCAAGAAAUUAUAGAUCAUAGUAAUCACGUAUAUGUAAUUACAUACAACGUUUCAUGGUACUUAGCACCGUUACACAUACAGAAACUGAUACUGUUUCUAUUACAAAGGAGAACUAAAAGUUGCACUCUGAGUGUCGGUGGAUUAAUUACAGCAUCUUUCGAAUGUUUCGCAACAGUAAAGCUAUUACAUUUAUUUGUAGGCAUUGUUGAAGCAAGCAGGUUAUUAUAUUCUACAGGCUAAAAAAAGAUUCAUUUUUCCUUUACUAUACUAUACUAAGGAUAUUUAAAUUGUCACACACACGGACGUGCUAAUCGGUCGUAGUAGUCGCAUAAGAGUAGCGUGACUAUCUGAGCAACGAGAGGUAGGCUCACUUAGCACGAUGAAGAAGAAAGUCAUAUAUAUAACUCUUAUGGAAGUAUUGCGCGCGUUAUCCUUUAAAUUUAGUUUAAAUGUAGUUUUAUAUUACUAAUGAAAUCAUGCAAAACUUGCUCCAACAUAUAUAUACAUUUAUUAUAUAUAUUACACAUAUUGUACGUAUUUUUAUAAUAUAUUAACACAUUUAUUAUAUGCUUAUAAACUUAUUAUUAUAUUCGUAAAAUACAUUAUAUGAAUAAUGUUUUGUGCAAAUAGUGCAAACAGGAACGUACUUCUUUGCAGCUGGUUAAAGUGUCAAUGUCCUACUUCACCUUCAUGUACUCGGUGCAGUAAAAAGCAGUUAGCUUGAUAGUAUCUUAUAAUAGAUAUAAAGCACACAUUCAGAUACAUAAAGUAUUUUUAUUUCUUUCGAAAUUGUAACACUCCCUACAAAAUAAAUAGACAAAAGGUGCGUUAGUUGAAAUAUGCUCACAAUCAAUCACAGAACUGACGAAAUCGACGACACAUUAGAGUAUCUUUCACCUUAAAUACAUGGGACAUUAUUUAAAUGAAGGUUCCACAAUAUGUUGAUAAUGUAUUCGUGCAUUUGUGAUUAAUGUAUGCUAUGCAUCCAAGGUAAAGCGAAACAUCAAUGACUGAUGAAGGGAAUAAGUAAAAAGGAACUUAAAUAAAAAAGUAUAGAAAAUCUUUUAUUUGCCAGGGAGUUCUAAAUUCAAAUCCAUAUUUUAAAUCGCGAUGCACUGGCAAUAUCUGAUGGUCGGAUUUUUCGCAAUGAAUAUUAUUAAUUGAUUUGUUUCUUACUAAUCUGGAAUAGGAAAUCGCUGCGUUUUUAAGACUAACGAAUUUGUUGGCGCGUAGUUGAAAAUAGGUUCCUAGAGCGACACAAUUACUGCAUCUUAGUCUAAGAAAUUUGUUCGCAUGCAGUUAAUAAAUUUAUCCGACCAUCAGAUAUUGCCAGUGUAUCGCAAUUUAAAAUAUGGAUUUGAAUUAAAUAAAAAAUGGACGCAUUUAGGAAUGAUGGCUGUGACGAUAAUGUUAUUAGAAUAUGAAGUUACAUUGUUAACAAAAUUUAUUGAAGAAAGUGUAUAUAAUAUGAAGAACGAUAGAUAAAUGUAGAAUACGUUGUGAAACAAUAAAAUACCUUUUUUAUGUAUAACACUCU